Messenger RNA from Amoebophrya sp. A120, 435 nucleotides. NCBI's taxonomy places the organism in Eukaryota, Dinophyceae, Syndiniales, Amoebophryaceae. The record is from the annotation of a GenBank genome assembly.
GGAACAGUAACUUCAACAAAAAAAUGGAGGGAAAUGCUGCUAGAGCGGCCGGUAGCUUCGGAGCACCGGCGAAUAGACUUUUUGCACGCCCGGCUCUCCAAAUAAACCAAACGCAAGGUAGCCGAGGACCGGCACCACCACCGCCAACUCAACAGAGGACGAAAAGCUGCCAGAUAAAAGAACAGGAGGAAGAAAAUAAGCAAAGGCGACUGGAGUUGAAGCGGCAACGGGCGGAGCGGAAGGCGCUCGCCGAAAAGCAGGCUGGGGAACUACAGGAGCGGGCGAAUCGAAAGGCGCAGUACCAAGCGACCUUCGAGAAGCACGUCCGGCUGGCGCAUCGAGAACACGAACGGGCGGCCGCGCAUCAACAUGAUUACGAAGGCAGUGAUCAUUGCGAGGAUGUGGAUUCAAGUCCGAAUACAACGUACAGUCCUG